Rhopalosiphum padi (bird cherry-oat aphid) is the source of this 4863-nucleotide messenger RNA. Its product is annotated as zinc finger MYM-type protein 1. Gene Ontology annotation, molecular function: protein dimerization activity. The record is from RefSeq and is a predicted model, not a curated record. The transcript has 5 exons. Bases 89 to 3658 code for a protein of 1189 amino acids. NCBI's taxonomy places the organism in Eukaryota, Metazoa, Arthropoda, Insecta, Hemiptera, Aphididae.
GAUUAGGUUAAUAACAGUUUUUGAGUUCACAACGUUCACGUUUUUAUAAUAUUGUUUUUGAAGUUUAAACAUCAGUUUUUUUGUAAAAAUGUCGAAACAUAAAAUAACGUCUUAUUUUGAAACAAAUUCACCGAAAAAAUGUAGAGCGAGUAACACUGAUGGUAACGCAAAAAAAACUAUGAUUGAAAUGCAGACACAAAUGUCUGAUACACAAAUUCCAACGUCCACGUCUUCAAGUGAAGAACUGUCAUCAAGCAAUCAAGUUAGUUUACUUGAUAGUACGGAUAUAGGAAAUUUUAUAAAUGAAACUGCAGAUGAUUUUACUAAAUCAUUAAUAGUUAAAAGAAGUAACAUCCCUGCAUCAAAUUUUAUUUUUCCUUUUUCAACCCACAUAAAAAAAGGGAAAGCUGAAAAACGGUAUUUGCGUGUCAAUCAUUUCGAGAAAUACUCGUGGUUAGAAUAUUCAAAUAUUAAACAUGGUUUGUUUUGUAAAACUUGUGUAUUGUUUCUGACUUCAAGUCUUGGUGGUAUGCAUAAGACACAACCAUUAAAAACCUUAGUAACUGAGCCCCUAAAGAAAUAUGCGAAAUUGCUAGGUAAAGAUGGAGCUUUGGAUGUACACAAUAAUACUAUUUAUCAUAAGAAUGCUGCACAACAAGCAAUUGAUUUUCUAACCACAUACUCUGAACCGUCUAAAGAAAUAAUAAAUUUAUUACAUUCAAAAAGAAAUGAAGAAAUACUAGAAAACAGGGCUCGAUUACGGCCAAUUAUUGAUAGUAUUGUAUUUUUGGGGCGACAAAACAUACCUCUUCGUGGUCAUCGAGACGAUGGUAGAGAAAUAUUUGGGGGACAAAAUGAGUCAGUGAUAAAUUGUGGUAAUUUUAAAGAAAUAUUAAAAUUUAGAGUUGAUUCUGGUGAUCAUUUGCUUGAGAAUCAUUUAAGAACAUCUCAUUCCAAUGCAACAUAUAUCAGUAAUGUCAUUCAAAAUGAGAUCAUUGAAUGUUGUCGACAAGAAAUUUUACAUGUUAUUAUGUUGGAAGUAAAUAAAGCCAAAUAUUAUAGUGUUAUAUUUGAUGAAACUACAGAUAUAUCUAAUGCUUCACAAAUCACUUUAAAUAUCCGUUAUGUUUUCAAAGAUCAAGUUCUGGAAAGGUUUAUAGGUUUUAUAGAUUGCCAUAAAUAUAUAUUUGACAAAGAAAAGGGACAUUUGUCAGAUAUUAAUGAGGAAGAUGAAAGUGUUGAGCACUCUGAGCCAAAAAUUACAGGAGAACUAUUAGGAGAAACUGUUGUAAAUAUAUUAAAAGAUUUUGGAUUCAAUUUAGAUACAUGUGUUGGUAUUGGCACUGAUGGAUGCUCAGUCAUGGUAUCCACAGCUCGAGGUGCAGUACAACAAAUUCAAAAAUAUGCAAAAAAUGCCAUUCACUGCCCAUGCUCAAAUCAUGCUCUAAAUUUGAGUAUUUCAAAGUCAUCCACGGUGCAAUAUGUUCGUAACUGCAUAGGAGUUAUUAAAGAAGUAAUUUCAUUUUUUCAUGCCUCUCCUAAGCGUAAUUUUGUACUUCAAAAUAAUUUGUCACAUCGAACCACUCUUUCUGGGUUGUGUGAAACCCGUUGGAUAGAAAGACAUGACAGUGUUCUACAAUUCAAAAAUUCCUUAUUAGAGAUAGUAGAUGCACUAAAUGAAAUUUCACAAUGGGAAGACAAUAUCUCUUCAACAAAAUCCAACAUUUUAGUAUCUGCCAUUUGUAACUGUGAUUUUAUUUUGUCAAUAUUUGUAUUAUCCAGUACAUUAAGUGUAACAUUUCCUAUCAGCAAAUUACUCCAAGGAAAAGAUGAAGAUAUUUUCACAGCAUCUAAAUAUAUCAAGGACAUAAUUUCUACUCUUAAAAAAUAUAGAAGUAACUGUGAUGAGGAAUUUAAUUCAAUAUUUAGAGAAAGUGAAAAUAUAUUUUCAACACUUAAUGUUGAAGUAAAGCUACCAAGAAUUUAUGGACGUCAGAAAUAUAGAAGCAACAUAACAAAUAUAGAUAAACCAGAAGAUUACUAUCGUAUUAAUUUAUACAUUCCACUACUAGACAGUAUUUUAGAAGACUUAAAUUCCCGUUUUAUCAAUAAAGAAAACAAAAAUCUCUUAGCAUUAAUGCAAUUGGUACCAAGUAAUAUAGUACAAGUAAAAGAUGACAAAGCACUUAAGCCCGCAAUAGAAAACAUGUCUGCAAUCAUCAAUGAGCAAACCUUAUUUAAACAUUUACCGAUGGAUACCAUUCAAUCCGAACUUAACAUUUGGUAUUCAAUGUGGUGCAGGCACAAAUUAGAAGGUAAAGAUAUACAUAAAAAUGUUUUGGAAUCUCUAUCUGAAUGUGAUAAGACAGUAUUUCCUACUAUUCAAACAAUUUUUGCAAUUAUAUGUACAUUGCCCAUCAGUGUAGCAUCAGCUGAACGUAGCUUUUCGACUCUAAAAAGACAAAUGAACGGCAUGCGUGCUUUGAUGACGCUGAUUUUAAUGAUAACUGCCGACUCGGUGCGUUCGUGGUCGUGCCCUUCGGACUGCAUCUGUUUAUCGCACACACAAAUCCUCUGCAACUCCGGACACCUGACGUUCGUGCCGCUACGCGACCUACCCAAGACCGUCGAACAUCUGUCGAUGACCAAAAAUAACCUGACGUACUUGCCCACCGAUGCUUUCAGCGGUCUCCGGCACCUGCGAAAGCUGACGUUGGACACCAACGGCAUACGUCGGUUGGAUCGGUUCGCGUUUCGCGGGCUCAGCCGGCUCCGGGAGUUGUCCAUCCAGCACACGCCACUCGAGUCGCUCGACAAGUUCUCGCUCGCCGGUCUCCAGAACGUGACGGCCAUUCUGUUGGGGUACAAUCAGAUCAGAGUCAUACACGAGUUUGCGUUCGCCGGCACCGCCAACAUCAGGCUCAUACUGCUCAACAACAAUCCAUUGCACACGGUGUCAGCUAAUGCAUUUUCCGGUCUAACAAACGUUGAACAUCUUAUCCUACCGUCGGGCAUCCAACAACUGCAGCCCGAUUCGUUCAAUGGGCUGGACUCGGUGGGCCUGCUGAAGCUGUCGUUCAUGGACUUGUCGUCACUGAAGUCGUUCACGUUUCGCGGUCUCAGCCAUGUGCAUGUGUUGUCCAUCCAAGACUCGGACUUGGGCGUAAUCCGGGCGGACGCGUUCGCGGGCCUGGCGCACGUUGGCAGUCUCAACCUGUUGAACAACAAGAUCGAUGCGAUGCAGAGCCUGACCGUGACACGGGAAAAUCACAUCCGACACUUCCGGUUCAACGGCAAUCACGUGUUAGACAGCCCACGACGGGGCACGUUCGUAGGCCUUGCUUCCGCCUCUUCCGACGGAUUCACCUUGGUCGGCAACCACUUCCCGUGCGACUGUCACCUAUUCCGGUUCCUGGACGGCCGCCCGUUCGGCAACACGUCCCGAGAUCUUUUCACCGGCAAGAACUAUUGCAUUUCGCCACUGGAGCUCAACGGACAGCCCAUCGCCGUCGUCGAUUCCGCAGUCAUUGAUAAAUGCUUGCAAACAUCGGUAGCUGCCCCUCCAAGGACCAAUGCCGGCGUUACCACGACUACGGUCCUGGUUGUAGCAGUGGUCUUCGCGUCGACCGGUUUGUUUUUGCACGACAUAGCAGUGUGAUUCUUUUGCAUGUGGGGGGACCGUCCAAAACCAUCACCACCAAUUAUAGUUAUAAACUGUCCAUCGAAUACUAUUGAAAUAUUUUAUUUAUAUAAUAAUAUAUACUAUUAUAAAUAUUGUUAUAACAUAGAUGUAUCAUUGUAUAGGAACAGCUUAAGCCAACAUUUUUUUAAAAAUAUAAUACUAUAUAUUUAAUUAUCAGGCAAUUCUCAGGAGUUAUAGCGUUUUACGCUGUCGGGCGUAAGAGUGAUUUCGAGAGAACUCUAAUUGAUACAUUUAUUUUAUAGGUAGGUAAUGUUUCUUUUCCUCGUCAAUACUAUUAUCAUAUUUCAGCGUGUAAAUAAUAAUGAUAUAUUGCAAUAAAUUACGUGUUUAUUUGAUUGAAUGUUUAGGACAAAUGUAUUUUCGUCACAUAUCAGUUUACAUAUCCUCAAAGAAAAUUGUUUUCUACAAAUCUAAACAUAACUUACAGACUUUGAUGCUAAGUAAAUUGUAGUUACGUCUUCAACAUUUUUUUCAGUUAUAAUUUAAACAUUAUUAUUUUCAUGUUUUUCAAAUUAAUUCAAACUAAAAUAUAUUUUUGAUUAUGAAAAUAUUACUCAUUAUGUUUUAAUUAAACAUCGUGUAAGCCAAUAAUAUACUUUCUAAGAAAAGUUAAAUAUUUGAAGUCUACAAAUUAUAAUUAAAUAGAUUGUAUUUUACUUCUGUUUUUAAUUAUUUUUCUCAUUACAGGUCAAAAGGUAAAGUUAAUAUUAAGAAUAGAUAUCGUAUUAUUAUCAUUUUCCGCGAAAAGUGUUAAACCGUUAUUAUUUAUUAAGUAGUAUCAUUACAUUAUUUUUUACUGAAAAAAUGUUAUAAAAAAAAAUUCUUUUUUGUGUUUAUUUCAUUUAAUGAGUAGGAACUAAAACGACGAUAAAGAUAUAAAAACAUAUUACUAAUUAUACUCUAAUUUUCGUAAUCUAUUAUGCGUCCUUAAUCGUUAUAAUAGUAUAUUAUUAUCAUUUUAGCAUACAACUAAAAUUAUAGCAUUAUUACAUUUAUAUAUAAUCAAUAGUAUUAUAUUGUUAUUUAUUAUUAUGUAUAUAUAUUAAAAAAAUGUUAUGUCAUGAUCUUCACUUUCAGUUAUUCAUAUAUUAUUUAUAUAUAUACAUAUUGAAUCCAUGUAAUUGUUUAAUUUAUAUUAUAGUAACAUAAACAAUAUAUAC